Messenger RNA from Triticum urartu, 3093 nucleotides. Its product is annotated as wall-associated receptor kinase 5. Gene Ontology annotation, biological process: cell surface receptor signaling pathway; protein phosphorylation. Gene Ontology annotation, cellular component: plasma membrane. The record is from RefSeq and is a predicted model, not a curated record. NCBI's taxonomy places the organism in Eukaryota, Viridiplantae, Streptophyta, Magnoliopsida, Poales, Poaceae. Gene Ontology annotation, molecular function: protein serine/threonine kinase activity; polysaccharide binding; calcium ion binding.
UCAAAAGGAGUCACCACGUUGAAAGGCUGCCUGCCUAGCCUAGAGAAACAAACAAUCUUUUACCAGUGACGCCUCUAUCACAUCAUCAGACAACCUCAUCCUCUGCUCCGGUUGCACGCUCGAUCAACUGCCUCCGGCGCCGGCCCCGCAUCGGUCGUGCUCGUGCUCCCAGCUGGCCAUACCCCUGGACCCCUGCAAGCUGCCUGAUGGAUGGAUUGCCUCUCCUUCUCUCCCAGUCCGCACUUGGCCACAAACUCCCCACCCCACCCCGCGUUGUCUUUUCCACGUCCGGCGAGGUGAUGACGCAGCUCCGCCAUGGCCCAGGUUAUCACGCCCUCCGCAGGAGGUGGCGCGGGGCGGCGGUGCCUCCGCGUCCGCGCCAACUCCCCCGGCCCGGCCAACCAUGCGCUUCGCCGCCUCGUCAGCACCGCAUCCUGCCGCCGCCGCGCGCUCGCUUCCCGCUUCCGGCCGCUCUCUAGUUGCAGGGACUUGAUAUGGCGCCGGUGCUAGUGCUCGGUGCCAUUGUACUCAUGCUGAACCUUGCAUCUAUAUCAUCAGCGCAGCCUCACCACGGAUGCAAAACGCGGUGUGGUGAUGUAGAGAUCCCCUAUCCAUUUGGCAUUGGUGCUGGCUGUGCUAUCGAACAAAGCUUCGAGAUCAGCUGCAGCAGGACCGCCGCCGAUGGGAUCGAGAGGCCAUUCAUAAAUUACUGGGAGGUUCUAAGCAUCUCAGCAUCAAGUGGCCAAUCCCGAGUUUUGAUGUUCAUCCCGACAUAUUGCUACAAUUCUAGUACAGGAGAAAUGGAUUCCUACAUUUGGGAUUUUUACUUAGUUUGGCCGUAUCGGAUCUCUGACUCGCAGAACAAAUUCAUAAGCAUUGGUUGCAACACAAUUGGGUACAUCUACAACACCGAAAAAUCCACAAGGUAUGCGACAGGGUGUGUGUCGGUGUGUGGGAGCCCGGGAGACCUGAAAAAUGGCUCGUGUGUUGGUGUAGGCUGUUGCCAGAACACCGUCCCCAAGGGCUUAACGAGCUACCAUGUCUACUUCUAUGAUGUAGACUAUGUGGAUGUUUCAAAUAGUUGGCACUUCAACCCAUGCAGCUAUGCCAUGGUGGUGGAGGCAGAGACAUUCACUUUCAACUCCGAGUACAUAACCACGAAGAGGUUCAAUGAUACCUACGAGGGGCGGCAGCCGGUUGUCCUUGACUGGGUGAUUGGAAAUGCAACAUGUGAGGUGGCACGCAGAAACAUGCCUUCUUAUGCAUGCCGGAGCGAAAACACCGUGUGCGUGGAUUCAUCCAACGGCCCAGGGUAUCUGUGCAACUGCUCCGUUGGAUACCAAGGGAAUCCUUACCUCUCUGGUGGAUGCACAGAUGUCAAUGAAUGUGAGCACACUCCAAGCCCCUGUCCUGAGUCUGCAACUUGCCAAAACACAGUUGGAGGGUACCAUUGUUCAUGUCCUUUUGGCAGCAGUUUUGCCAAGGAAACAAACUCUUGCACCAACCGGUUUAUAGGAGUUGUUAUUGGACUAAGCUCCGGCAUUGGGGCUCUAUUUCUUGCGUCAGUUUCAACUUUGUUGGUUCGGAUGUGGAAGAGAAGCAUGAAAAAUAGAGUUCGAAAGGCAUACUUAAGAAAAAACAAAGGCCUUGUCUUGGAACAGUUGAUCUCAUCUGAUGAAAGUGCCACACAUAGCACUAAAAUAUUUUCCUUGGAUGAGUUAGAAAAGGCAACGGAUAAUUUUGACUCCACACGCAUUCUAGGCCUCGGAGGGCAUGGCACUGUUUACAAGGGGAUUUUAUCCGAUCAACGUGUUGUGGCCAUAAAAAAGUCCAAAAUGGCCGAUCAAAGAGAGAUCGAUCAAUUCAUAAACGAGCUUGCAAUUUUAUCACAAAUCAGUCAUCGAAACGUGGUGAAACUUUUUGGUUGUUGCCUUGAGUCAGAGGUGCCUUUGCUCGUGUACGAGUUCGUCCCCAACGGGACAUUAUCUGAACUUCUUCAUGGUGACCACCUGAGUGGUAGAAGCUUGUUAACCUGGGGCGAUCGUAUCAGAAUUGCUAGCGAGGCGGCAAGUGCUCUUGCUUACCUCCAUUCCGCUGCCGCAAUACCAAUCUUUCAUAGAGAUGUGAAAUCUACCAACAUACUCUUAACAGAUAACUUCACUGCAAAGGUGGCAGACUUUGGUGCCUCGAGGUCCAUCUCCAUCGAUGAAACUCGUGUGGUCACAGCAGUGCAGGGCACAUUUGGGUACUUGGAUCCUGAGUAUUACCACACCGGCGAGCUAACCGAGAAGAGCGAUGUUUACAGUUUCGGUGUGAUAAUCGUCGAGCUUCUGACUAGGAAGAAGCCGGUUUUCCUCAAUUUCCGGUGUGAAAAGCAAAACUUAUCUCAUUACUUCCUUCAGAUGCUACAAGAUAACACUUUGACAGAGAUCGUUGAUGUUCAAGUUCUCGAGGAAGGCAACGACAGACAGAUCACUGAGAUGGCUGCCCUUGCGAGGGUAUGCUUGAGGCACAUAGGAGAAGAGCGGCCUACCAUGAAAGAAGUGGAGCUUAGGCUGCAGCUCCUGGGGGGCAAGAUGAUGAUGGAGAAAAAACACGGGUUAGAGAGCGAUGGUGAAGCCAUGCCAUUGUUACCUUCAAACUGUUCCACUUAUUUCAGUGCUAGUCCCGGUCCACGGCAUGGUGAGUUCUUCUCUGCUGCCAAUCAUUCAGCUCAGGAUGUCACCAGAUGCUACACUAUGGAGCAGGAGCUUGUUUCCUGGACCGACAUACCUCGCUGAAUUUUAAUGGACUCCCUUAGUUUGCUAUGGUAACAAUUUUGAUCUUUUAUGUAUCACGAACUGGAUUGGUGUGCUUCGAUUUCCGACUUUGUUUCAAUCUCCGAGUUGCAAUUCAUAUUUGAUUGGGAUAUAUGUCAGGCUAGUGUGGGGUGUCAGAGACAAUCAGUGUCAGACGUCGUAAUCUGAAAGGUCUUCUCUUCUGUGAAACAACUUACCCCCAAAAAAUGUAUGGUUUUGUGAAUUUCUAGCCAUAAUAGUUACGAUUUUGUGAUAUUUGCUCCGAAUAAUUCCUGUCCAUCUCCUCCUGCAUUUG